This is a messenger RNA of Aureobasidium subglaciale EXF-2481, 2063 nucleotides long. RefSeq lists its product as uncharacterized. Gene Ontology annotation, biological process: L-valine catabolic process; thymine catabolic process. Lineage: Eukaryota; Fungi; Ascomycota; Dothideomycetes; Dothideales; Saccotheciaceae. The record is from RefSeq and is a predicted model, not a curated record. Gene Ontology annotation, cellular component: mitochondrion. The transcript has 3 exons. The coding region runs from base 1 to 1671 and encodes 556 amino acids. Gene Ontology annotation, molecular function: malonate-semialdehyde dehydrogenase (acetylating, [NAD(P)+]) activity; methylmalonate-semialdehyde dehydrogenase (acylating, NAD+) activity.
AUGGCAGGUCGUCAAGCGGUAGCACGUCGUGCUCUACAGAGCGUCUAUCUCCAUCCUGGGCUGGGAGGAAGGAAGCUACACGUGUCGGCAAGACAGCUCUCGCCUGCUGCUGCUUCAGCUCUCGCAUCCACGGCGACCGAAUACCCCACCACGCAUGACCAGAUCCAGCAACCCAUCGACACACAGAACUUCCUCGACAACAAGUUUGUAGCCUCCAACGCCACACAAUGGAUCGAUCUCCACGACCCUGCCACCAACAACCUCGUCACCCGCGUCCCCCAGUCCACCGAUGAAGAGCUCAAGGCCGCUGUGGCUUCGGCUGAAAAGGCAUUCCCGGCGUGGAAGGCCACGAGCUUGCUGCACAGACAACAGAUCAUGUUCAAGUUUGUCCACCUGAUCAGAGAGCACUGGGACCGCCUGGCUGCAUCCAUCACUCUGGAGCAGGGCAAGACUUUUGCUGAUGCCAAGGGUGAUGUCCUUCGUGGACUCCAGGUCGCCGAGACUGCAUGUGGCAUUACAACUCAGUUGACAGGAGAGGUCCUCGAAGUGGCCAAGGAUAUGGAGACAAGAUCAUACAAGGAGCCCCUGGGCGUUGUUGCUGCCAUCUGCCCCUUCAACUUCCCUGCCAUGAUUCCCCUGUGGGUCAUCCCCACCGCCACAAUCACUGGAAACACGGUCGUCGUGAAGCCCUCGGAGCGCGACCCUGGUGCCAUGAUGAUUCUUUGCGAACUGGCAGAGAAGGCUGGCUUCCCUCCAGGUGUCAUCAACGUCGUCCACGGUGCUGCAAAGACCGUCGACUUCAUGAUUGACGAGCCUGCCAUCAAGGCCAUCAGUUUUGUCGGCAGCAACAAGGCUGGAGAGUACAUCUUCACCCGUGGUUCUGCAAACGGCAAGCGUGUCCAGGCCAACCUCGGUGCAAAGAACCACGCUACUGUCCUUCCCGACUGCAACAAGAACGCCACCAUCAACGCAAUCGCAGGUGCUGCUUUCGGUGCUGCUGGUCAACGUUGUAUGGCCCUGUCCACUGUCGUCUUUGUUGGCGAGACCAAGAGCUGGGUCGACGACAUUGCUGACCGUGCAAAGGCCCUGAACGUCAACGGAGGCUUCGAGGAAGGUGCCGAGCUUGGUCCCGUCAUCAGCCCUCAGUCAAAGGACAAGAUUGAGCGUCUCAUCGCUAGUGCUGAGAAGGAGGGAGCUACCAUUGUGCUCGAUGGACGUGGUUUCAAGCCUGAGAAGUACCCUAACGGCAACUUCGUCGGCCCUACCAUCAUCACAAAUGUCACAAAAGACAUGACUUGCUACAAGGAAGAGAUCUUUGGUCCAGUCCUGGUGUGUCUGAACGUUGACACCCUAGACGAAGCCAUUACGCUUACUAAUGAAAAUGAGUACGGCAAUGGUGUCGCCAUCUUCACAAACUCCGGCCCCACAGCAUCAUAUUUCCAAAAGAACAUCGAAGCAGGACAAGUCGGCAUCAACGUACCCAUCCCCGUCCCACUCCCCAUGUUCUCUUUCACCGGAAAUAAAAAGUCCGUCGCUGGCGGUGGUGCCAGCACUUUCUACGGCAAGCCCGGUCUUGCCUUUUUCACCCAGACAAAGACCGUUACGAGUUUGUGGAAGAGCGAGGAUGCUAUUGCUACAAAGGCUGAGAGUGUCAUGCCUACUAUGCGUUAAAUUUAUGCUGUACAAGUAUGGAUAUAAUCAAAAUGAUCUUCACGUUCCGAUUCUUCUUCAUCAUUGCUUUUUUUGAUAUGCAGGUAGUUGAAGUUGUGGAUCGCUCUUUCUCGAUUGUUCCCCUCAAUUGAGCUUUCAGGGCCCUUGUCUAUUGUGUCUUGAGGGGCGACGUUGAUCUUUUGAAAUAGCAUUGUAAACAUGAGCUAUUCCGUUCACGAUUCCAAUGAUACCAUUGUCUUCUCUCGUCAUGCAGCUUGAAAAGACAAGUACUGGUUGGCAUAUUGUCCAGGCGUGAUGGAAAUCCACUCAUAAAGUAACAUUUGAUCAACUGUACGAUCAAGCGAAAAUUAAAUCUAACCCAGCGUCUUGCUUUUUUCCAAAAGUCAUGAGCA